UUAGAUUAGGUAGCGAUUGGUGGUGGCCUGAGAGUAGUGGAACUAAUACUAAGUAGGUUCUACGCAUUACACUUUCUUCCUUUCUCUUUCCAUUUUCCAUCUGACAAAUGGCUAGGUCUGCCAAAGGGCAUCAAGAUGAAUUCGACGACGACGAUGAAGAAGAACUCUUAACUGCUAACACCUCUUCCUCUCUCAACAACAAAGUGAAGGUGGAUGAACCCAGCGCGGGGAAGAGGGUCAACCCGCACCGUUCAAAGCAUUCAGAGACUGAGCAACGUAGAAGGAGCAAGAUUAACGAAAGGUUUCAAGUUCUGAGAGAUCUCAUACCUCAAAAUGAUCAAAAAAGAGACAAGGCAUCCUUCUUGUUGGAGGUUAUUGAGUAUAUUCAGUUCCUACAGGAAAAAUUGCAAAUUUACGAACAGUCUUAUGAAGGAUGGAAUCAGGAGCCAGCGAAAUUAAUUCCAUGGAGAAAUCAUCAUGGACCUGCAGAAAAUACCACAGUUCCUUCUCAAGCUAUACAAAAUGGAUCUGUUAAUGAGAAAAAUAACAAUGUCUCUCCAUCAUUGCCCAAAAAUGUACAGAACCCAAUAGAGUCUGACUUCUCAUUGACAACUAUUCCAAAGGGGCACACCCCUGGUUCAGCCGCAGAAGCAAUUCCUAUGGCCAUGCAAAUGAGAUUGGACAUGUUUGAUCCGGUUGUUAGCAGUGGUAUGGCAACCCAACAUCUGCAGGAACCUGUAUCAAUUGUUGACAUGCCUUCCCAUACUCAGCCUCAAGUGUGGCUUAAUAGACCACACAAGGGAAGCUAUAUUCUUCCACAUGAUAAUACAGUGAAGGAACAGGAAGAGCAGGUGGUCGAGAGUGGAUCAGAUAGCAUCUCAAGUGCAUAUUCUCAGGGAAUAUUAGAUACUCUCACGCAAGUGCUGCAGUCUUCGGGUGUAGAUAUGUCCCAGGCUAGUGUCUCGGUGCAAAUUGAUGUUGGUAGACGUGCAAAUACUGAGUUGAUCCCCACUGCAUAUAGUUCAAAGAGUCUUGAAAACCAAUUUGUGAGCAACCCACCAGUAACACGUUCCGGAGUUGAUUACUGCAAUAUUGAUUCUGAACAGAAUCCAAAGAGGCUUAGACAAGAAGCAAGCUAGAGAUCCCCCUCAUGUUCAUUUUGUCAGGAGUUUCAUUUUUUUGUUGUCUUCAGAUGAGGGUAAAAGAGGGAUUGGGUGGAUUGGUUCAUUUUUUGCCAUGCUGGCUAGAGCCAGAUAAAAUGUAUAUUUCAUGAUUCUGAUUUUGGGACCAAGACAUUCUGAAAUAAAAUGUUACAUAUGCCCGUGCUUCUAUUUGAA
Messenger RNA from Cajanus cajan (pigeon pea), 1337 nucleotides. It is a transcript of the gene BIM3, whose product is annotated as BES1-interacting Myc-like protein 3. The record is from RefSeq and is a predicted model, not a curated record. Gene Ontology annotation, molecular function: DNA-binding transcription factor activity; protein dimerization activity. Lineage: Eukaryota; Viridiplantae; Streptophyta; Magnoliopsida; Fabales; Fabaceae. Gene Ontology annotation, biological process: DNA-templated transcription.